AUGGCGGAAGGUACCAAGGCCCAGGAGAGGUUUGCCCUCAUCCAGGAGAAUCUGGCCGAGGUCAUGAACCCCGAGAUCAUCGAGAAGAUCCUGGCCGAGGGACGCAACCCAAAGAUUUACUGGGGAACCGCGACAACGGGUAGACCGCACUGCGGCUACUUCGUGCCCGCCAUCAAGCUGGCCCAGUUCCUCGCCGCCGGCUGCGAGCUAACCGUUCUUCUUGCCGACAUCCAUGGCUUCCUCGACAAUCUUAAGGCCCCGAUCGAACUCGUCGAGCAGCGUGCAAAAUUUUACAAGUUCGCCAUCACGAACAUCCUCAACGCCGUCGGCGUCUCCACCGAGAAGCUCAAGUUCGUCCUGGGCAGCUCUUACCAGAAGAGCCCUGAAUACAUUAUGGACGUCUACAAAAUGAGCUCGCUUAUCAGUGAAAGAGACGCGAAAAAGGCUGGUGCGGAGGUCGUGAAGCAGUCUGACAACGCCCCCAUGAGUGGUCUACUCUACCCUGUGCUCCAGGUUUGUGAUGAGGAACACCUGGGCGUUGAUGCUCAGUUUGGAGGCAUGGACCAGAGAAAGCUGUUCGCGGCGGCAACUGAAUGGCUGCCCAAGGUCGGAUACCAGGUGCGCGCACAUCUAUUGAACCCCAUGGUGCCCGGCCUCAACGGCGGGAAGAUGAGCUCGAGUGACCCUGACAGCAAGAUUGACCUUCUCGAUGCGCCUGAGGUCGUGCAGAAGAAGCUCCGCAAGGCUGAGUGUGUGCCCAAGGUUGCCGAGGGCAAUGGUGUUCUGGCCUUCGUCGAGUACGUGCUGCUUCCUGCCGCGGCUCUGAAGGGCAAGAAGGAAUUCCGCGUCGAGCGCGAGCGCGACGGUCUCGAGCCCCUGGUGUACACCGACAUCGCUGAAAUGCACACAGACUACAAGAACGACGUAUUGACGCCUCAGCUGCUAAAGCCUGCCGUAACCAAGGCUCUUAACGAACUCCUGGCGCCCAUUCAGAAGGCGUUCCAGGACUCGGAGGAAUGGAAGGAAAUUACGCUGAAGGCUUACCCCGUGGUAGAGGACGAUAAGAAGAAGAAAAAGAAGCAGCCCAAGGACAAGGGCUCCCGCUACCCCGGCGGAAACAAGGGCGGCGCUGCCGCCCAGGAUGGAGCCGCCAAGGAGUCGGAGCUGCCUGUGCGACCAGCUGAGGAUGCCGCCCAGUGA
This is a messenger RNA of Colletotrichum graminicola M1.001, 1200 nucleotides long. Its product is annotated as tRNA synthetase class I. NCBI's taxonomy places the organism in Eukaryota, Fungi, Ascomycota, Sordariomycetes, Glomerellales, Glomerellaceae. Bases 1 to 1200 code for a protein of 399 amino acids. Gene Ontology annotation, molecular function: tyrosine-tRNA ligase activity; ATP binding. The transcript has 6 exons. Gene Ontology annotation, biological process: tyrosyl-tRNA aminoacylation. The record is from RefSeq and is a predicted model, not a curated record.